AUGACGGCGGCCAACCUGUUGCACCGCCAGCCGGAGUCGUACGCAAAAAAGCAAGACUAUGAGUUCCAUAAAACACUCGGGAAAGGGACGUUUGGUGUUGUCCGCUCGGCGGUGCGGAAAAGUCCCGACGGGCCGCAAAAUGUUGCUGUUAAAGUGAUAAGCAAACAUUUACUCAAGGACCGCCACGAAGUCGUCAUGCGCGAGAUCGAGACAGUCCAGGGUCUUGAUCAUCCUCAUAUUGUCAAGCUUGUCGACUGGUUUGAGUCCAAAGACAAGUUUUACCUUGUCUUUGAGGAGGCCGACGGCGGCGAGCUGUUUGAUCGCUUGGUCAAGGGCCGUUUCUCCGAGAGGGUCGCGUGCAAUACCAUCCGUGUUGUUGUAGAGGCGAUUGCGUACAUGCAUCACCACAACACAGUGCAUCGCGACAUCAAGCCAGAAAACAUUUUGUACCGCACACCCGCAGAAGACGCCAAUAUUGUACUUGUCGACUUUGGCAUUGCAGCGCACCUGCGCGAUGAAGACGACACGGAUUUGCAUGGACUCUGUGGCAGUAUUGGCUACGCAGCGCCCGAAGUCAUCGCGCGGAAAGGCUACGGAAAGCAAGUCGAUAUGUGGGGCAUCGGCGUGGUAACGUACGCAAUGCUUUCUGGCCACGCGCCAUUCUCCUCCGCAGAUCCCGGGCUGUUUAGGAAGCAACUGGAGAUCGGCAAGAUCGAAUUUAAUGGCAACUGCUGGGACUCUAUCAGCCCGGAAGCAAUCGACUUUGUAAAACAGUGUCUCAUGCUGGACCCUGAAAACCGCAUCACUGCCGACGAUGCACUGCAGCAUUCAUGGCUCACGGAGAGCACAUAUAUGGCGUCCGACGACGAUAUCAGCAAGGGUCUUCGCGAGAACUACCGUAGCAAGUGGAAAGUUGCUAUGACGACUGUGCGCGCAACGCAGAAGUUCCAGCACGCCGCCGAAAUCCACCAGCAGGGCGAGCCUUCUUCGCCCUUGUUUUCCGAUGACGAGGACCAGCCAUUUACACGGGAUGUGAACACAACGACGCGCCCCGACUGGGUCACAAGCUCUGCCGAUCCUAGUCCACCCGUCGAGCAGAGGCCGCGCAGUGCGUCACACGACCGGAGCAGCAGCCAGGGCCAACAGCACCACCGGUGGGGGUGGGAAUCGCUCAUGGCCAAAUUUCACGCAUUCCGUGGCACCGACUAA
This is a messenger RNA of Malassezia vespertilionis, 1209 nucleotides long. Its product is annotated as calcium/calmodulin-dependent protein kinase. Lineage: Eukaryota; Fungi; Basidiomycota; Malasseziomycetes; Malasseziales; Malasseziaceae. Bases 1 to 1209 code for a protein of 402 amino acids. Gene Ontology annotation, biological process: cellular response to oxidative stress; protein phosphorylation. Gene Ontology annotation, molecular function: calcium/calmodulin-dependent protein kinase activity; ATP binding. The record is from RefSeq and is a predicted model, not a curated record. The transcript is spliced from 2 exons.